AUGAAAGAUAAUAUCGACAAUAAUGAAGACCCCACGUCUACUAGCAGUAGCAGUAGCAUCGCUGAAGUCGAAGACGAUUCCUUUUUUGACAACGCCGAAAAAGAUUUAAAUUCCUCUAUUUGCCAUGAGUCCAACCAUGGUGUUACUGGUGACAAAGACGAAAACUUCACUCCCUUGAAACUUUCCAGUUCUACUUCAGAAGCAAAGUUGGAUAAAAAUAAAGAUCUGGUGUUUGAUACGACAAGAAAGUUCCCAACCGACCGUGGUCAUUUUAAGGAAAACAUAACAGAUUGUGAUUUGAAAAUACUGGUUCACGCAUCACGAGUCAUGCAGACCGACAGGACCCUUCGAAAAUGA
Molecule: messenger RNA, 357 nt
Organism: Paramuricea clavata
Lineage: Eukaryota; Metazoa; Cnidaria; Anthozoa; Malacalcyonacea; Plexauridae
Source: the annotation of a GenBank genome assembly